AUGCAGAAGCUUCUGAGCAAAUGCUUAAGUGGCAGCAACUCGGACAAUGCAGCCAUCGGGGAGGAAGGGCUUUUACAAACAUGUCAGAUUGUAAUGGGCUUGGACAACAACCUAGAUGAGGUAAACUGUAUGAACAUUGAACAGCUAGACAAUGAUUUCUUAUGUCGGUUUGAACAUUACGCGAAGAAAAACUCCACAGAAGCCAUACGAAUGAGUGGACUGAAUGGAAGCGCAAGAGCACAUAUCUCCAAUUUGAAUGAAUACUGUGAGAACCGUUUUAAUGAAAUGUUUAACAUAGAGUAUAUAGAUUACUCCUUAUCAUUUUACGAAGUGAUUUUUUUAAACUUCUUCAGUUCGUUCGGCGAAAAGCAGGGGAGAAAAAAAAAAGAGAAAAUAUCAUGGGAAGAUAACAUAUACGUAAUGAACAGAUUUUACCAAAAGAUGAAAACACAGAAGUAUGUCCUGCUUCAUAAAGCUAAUUCAAUUCCUCAUAAGAAGAAGAAGAAAAAAAAUGUGAAUUACCAAAAUGGGGAUGCAUUCCUGUGUAGUGACAACAUGAUCGCCAUAGCGGAUGGAGUUUCAUCCAUUAAAAAUACUGGAAUUAAUGUAGGCAAUUUUUCAAAUGAGCUUUUGAAAAAGUGCUUAAAUUUGUAUCUACACAGGUGUGUGAACAGUGCACUAUUUGAGGAACAAAAUCGGGUCGUGUUUAACCAUUACAAAAUCAAACACAAAGAAGAGGAAGUGCUCAAGCCAAUUGUAUGUAGAAGCGCCUGCUCGUCUAACUUUCUGGGAGCCUCCACACUAUUGCUUUCAUCUGUGGAGAGAGAAAAGUUGCACAUUUGCUCUAUUGGAGAUUGCCAAAUGUUGAUACUACGAUUUAGGAAGAAUUUCCUCACAGAUAAACGCAUCCGAGCAGUGCAGAGCAACAUCCGAGCCAAUCAACUUUUGGGAAAUUCUUUGAAACGGGAGAGUGCUCUCGCGGACAUCUUGCAAGAUAACACUUAUACAGAUAUGUGUAGUGGCCCUUCUGAUGAGGAGACUAAUGGGGACUCUUUGGAUGCGACUGAGCAGGGGUUUAAAUCGAAGAGGUAUAACUCGCCAAAAAGACCCGCUCUUAGUACACCCCAUCUGAGCAGUAGCAAAGAAGGUGCUCUUCACCACACCGCGGAGGGGAGCAAAUUCAAGCUAAAAGGGCUGUAUUUACAAAGGGAGGAACUUUACAAAAAAGACCUCUUUAGGGAGGCAAACGGAGAUAAAGUUUCGCCGCAGGAUUGUGAAUCUGUCACAUUAUACUUGGAAGAGGAGUUAAUUGCAGAUAUGUGUGAACAGCUUGAAGAGUACUUGGCUAAUAAAAAUUACAAAAUAGGAAAUUUAACCUUUGUGGUGAAGGAGGAGGAGGACUGUCCCCAUGGAGUUACAUCCUUUGACACUAUUACAGGGAGUCAAUCUAAUACCAAGACGGAGUCUCUCCUAGGUCAGAAAUAUUUUCACACCAUCGAGAGUGACUGGUACGAAAAUGAAAACCAACCACUUUCGACGAUGAGCACCAUGGAUGAAAGUGGAUAUAGAAAUUUGCUGCGUUUUUUUGACUUGGAUCGGACGGACAUUUCGGGCAUUGACAGGGGGGAGGAUUAUCGAAAGUGUGUUGAGGGAAGACCCACUCAGGGGAAUUACCAUCAGGAAAUGGGAAGCGGCAUGGACAGGAGCUGGAGUGAAGAAAACAGCCAAAAAUGCGUCCAGGUUAACCAUUUUAAUAACUACCGAUUUAGGUGCUUUGACGCGGAUAAGAGCCACUUCGAUAUAAUUUACAAGUCGAAAGUGCAGCAACAUUAUUUUAACUGUCCCUUCCAAAUAACCUUCAUGCCUGCUACUCUGGGCGGUCAUCUGCGGAGGAAAGCAUCCAAUGGGGGCGCGAGAGCGGUAGGCACAGAGGGAGCACACGCAAACAAGUUGGGCGAAUGUAAUAGGGUUAAAAUGAGUACAUAUAACGACAUCAUUUCGAAGUGUAUCAGGUACUGCGAAUACGCCACAGUUGACGUAAAAAAUAAUGACAUCAUUGUAAGUGGAAGCGAUGGACUAUUCGAUAAUCUAUACGACGAUGACAUUAUGGAAAUUUUGUUCAAUAACUUCUACACAGUUAAGUGCAACGAAUUUAUCCAACUAAAAGAAAUCUACAAUUUUUAUGAUGAGUGUAUAAGUGUAUUACGCAAGGUGAAACACACUAUUUCCGAAGACUGGCACAAGGGAAAAAAUCCGACACGCACAUUUUCUGGUGCGAUAAAUCAAUCUUCCGAUGUGGAUGUUAAUACGGACCACGGGGAGGAGCUCAAAUGGAAAGGUGAACCCAAUGCCGUGGGUGGUGAAUCACCCGGUACUCUCCGUUCUGGGGAGAACCACGAUGCCCUCUUAUCUCGUGGGGAGGGGAAUAAUAAACGCAAGAAUGCAAUGAACGGGAGGAUGAACAAAUCUGAGGUGAUCCCAGAUGAGAAACAAAGAGCAGAAAAUGGUGAAAUGAAUGGAAGGGGAGGAAAUGCGGAUCUGUUAUUAGGAAAUAUCAACUCCUUCGAUUACACACGUGCACGACGAAAUAAGACAGACGCCAGUGAGGACAACUGGGAUGAACGAAUGAAGAAAGAGAAGGAACGAAGUUUCUUCUUCAGCAGAAAGUAUAAGAGCAACAUAAGCACCGCUAUGCUUCGGUUGAAAUUUCCUUCUAAAAUAAAGAGCAUGUUUUCGAUGAAAGCGAAAGGAAGGAGAAGUGCAAAGGGAAAGACGAAAAGCCAAAUGUGCCAAUCAGAACGAGGGGAAGACUUCCCGAAGGCGAACAAAAAUCGAAACGAAGAGCAACACCAUGAAACGGGGCCGAAACGAAAUCUACAUGAAGCCGAAGUGGAUGCAUAUAACCCCUUCGUGCAGAAUAAACAAAUUGAUUAUGCCGAAGACAACAGGAGUUAUUCUGAACAUUCCGGUGGGUCAUUAAAUCGGAGGGACCUCAAGAUUGGGGCGUAUUUAAAGAAGGGUGACCAUUUGGGGACUCCCUCGGCAGGUGACGCAUAUUCAGACGACCUCACAUUGGACAAUGAGGGGAACUUCCGAGGAGUCUACAAUUCCAAUGCCCAGCGAAAAACACAUGGGCUCAAAGGGGUAGGCAAUUUUGUUAACCGUAAGGGCAAGGAUUGUGGGUUUACCAAGGGGCCGGCUGACUGGUCUGGAAAUGCCUUUGGGAAUGUACUCCAACGAGCGGAGCGCCAAAGGACAACGGAAAUAAUCGCUAACGAUGGGGUAAUCCCAUUGAGGAGGGAGAAAACGAACGGCACGGAUAAGUGGAUAACAGAGCAGACUACACUGCCUGGAAAUUCAGAACACGAUAGCUAUGGAGCGAGUGGUAUAAAAAACGGAGGAGAAAAGAAAAGAAAAAAAAUUAUUGUGCAACGCAAAAUAAAAUGUGGCACCUUUGCAUACGAGCCAACCGAUUUCGUCCUCUUCGACGAAAGUAACAACAUUUACUUAAACACCAGGAAGGCGUGCGAUGAGAUUGUGCAGCUGUCCAACAUCUUAGCCAACCAAGAGGUGAACAAAACUCUGAUAAGGAAGAGAAGAAAGGAAUACGAGGCGCACCGUGGAAAUAUGAAUGAUAAAGGGAAAGAAAGCGUUCCUGACAAUGCACAUAUGUGUGAUGUGUUGGGGAAAAUAAAAAACGAUAAGCACCCUUCCAGGAAAGCCCCUCCCAGCAUCUAUAAAAAAGAGACAAACUUGUUUGAUAAAGUUAACUACGACGAUAUACAGUCAAACAAAUCCAGCGAUAAAAUAAUUUUAACCCCCAUAUCGGAGUUCAUCUUUGAUAAGUACAGAAAAUACUUUAACAUGGGGAAGCCGGACGAUAUAACUGUCGUACUUUCCGUCGUGAAGGAGAACAAGUACACUUAG
This is a messenger RNA of Plasmodium inui San Antonio 1, 3927 nucleotides long. RefSeq lists its product as hypothetical. NCBI's taxonomy places the organism in Eukaryota, Apicomplexa, Aconoidasida, Haemosporida, Plasmodiidae. The record is from RefSeq and is a predicted model, not a curated record. The coding region runs from base 1 to 3927 and encodes 1308 amino acids. The transcript has a single exon.